AUGCGAGAUGUUGGUCGUUUCUUCGACGAGGAUUGGUCCAGCUGCUGCGCUAGAGAAGAGGAAGUCCUGACGAGAUUCGGUCAGAGUGUACCCAUUCUGGUUGCUACUGUCUCCCACGCUGUUCCUGCUCCAUUUUUUGCUCCUGCCACCACCCCCGUUCCUUCUCCAUCGUCCACGCUCCUCACGCCCGUCCUGCUCCGUCGAGCCGUCAUUUGCUUGUCCACACUACAGCGUGAACUUCGAGGUCACUGGUGUGACCUCAAGGAACGCGAGCUUAAGCUGCUCGAGGGUCGCGCACUUGACCUAUGCGCGAACCUCUGCCAUGCGAAUUUCAUCACCGACAGUCACAACGAGGCGAAGGAGCUCGCCAGCCACCCAAUCGCGUAUAUCAACACCUUUGGCUCGAUGUGGUCACCGAUAAUUCGCUAUUUGAGCUGCGUCAACACCCUUGGUGUCUGCGAUGGUAACGUCGUCGCCUACACCUCGUUCCCUUUCAUUGAUACCAACUACUGCGACAUAUUCUUCGACCAAGCCCCCAGUACCAACCUCUGCUUACUCGACCCCGUCGCUUCUCACAACAUACGCGGUGGAACUACCCUCCGCGAGCUUACCCGCGCAUUUGUCAGCACCGUCGACGACACCUCCGGUUGCGCUGCUGACCAGGCUCUCUCUGAUGCCAAAAAAUACAGGAACGCUGACAACUACAACUCCUUCACCACUCAAGCCUACGUUGAAGAUGUCUGCAUAGCCCACUAA
Cyclocybe aegerita is the source of this 756-nucleotide messenger RNA. The record is from the annotation of a GenBank genome assembly. NCBI's taxonomy places the organism in Eukaryota, Fungi, Basidiomycota, Agaricomycetes, Agaricales, Hemipholiotaceae.